GGCACCCGGUGUAAGUGGUGCAACCCGGCUAAGAACACCCUGACACCGGCCCCUGCCCACAGCUCGGCUCCCAUUGUGCUUCCAAUUGCCGCCGCCUCCUCCUCCUCAGCAGCAGCAGAAGGGUCACCCCGGUCUUCCAGGCGCAGGAGAAGAUGCAGGGGAUAAAGACAACCUGUUCUGUCGCAGCAGCAGCCGCUCUGAGGCGCAACCAGUGAUCCGACAGAUGAGAUCUCAAGAAGGUGAAAAUGAAUGAAGAUCUGCAGGUUAAUAGCAGCCGGCCGCCUCCAGAGAACGUCACAUCUGCCGUCUCCCCGCUGACUCCUGUGCGAGAUUCCGAGCCCGAGUUGGUCGUCAACCCGUGGGAUAUAGUUCUCUGUAUGUCUGGGACCCUCAUCUCCUGUGAAAAUGCCAUUGUGGUGCUUAUUAUCUUCCAUAACCCCAGCCUGCGGGCGCCCAUGUUUCUGCUCAUUGGCAGCCUGGCCCUGGCAGACCUUUUGGCGGGCAUUGGAUUGAUCGUCAAUUUUAUCUUUGCUUAUCUCCUGCAGUCAGAAGCUGCUAAACUUGUCACAGUCGGACUGAUCGAGGCCUCUUUCUGUGCCUCUGUCUGCAGCUUGCUGGCUAUUACAGUCGACCGUUACCUCUCUCUCUACUAUGCCCUGACCUAUAAUUCGGACAGGACAGUCACUUUCACCUACGUCAUGCUGGUGUUUCUUUGGGGAGGCUCAGCGUGCGUUGGACUGCUGCCCAUAAUGGGCUGGAACUGCCUUGAGGAUGAAUCCACGUGCAGUGUUAUCAGACCCCUGACUAAGAAUAACGCGGCCGCCCUCUCCGUAUCCUUCCUGCUCAUGUUCGCUCUGAUGUUGCAGCUCUACAUCCAGAUCUGUAAGAUUGUCAUGAGGCAUGCCCACCAGAUCGCCUUGCAGCACCACUUCUUGGCCACGUCCCACUAUGUCACCACUCGAAAAGGAGUAUCCACCCUGGCUAUUAUUUUGGGGACUUUUGCUGCCUGUUGGAUGCCUUUUACCCUUUACUCCUUAAUAGCAGAUUACACGUACCCUUCCAUUUAUACCUAUGCCACACUUCUGCCAGCGACCUACAACUCAAUCAUCAACCCCGUCAUAUAUGCUUUUAGGAACCAGGAGAUCCAAAAAGCACUGUGGCUUAUCUGCUGUGGUUGUGUCCCGUCUAGCGUGGCACAGAGAGUCCGGUCACCUAGUGACGUGUAAUAAAUGCCUUCAUGGGAAGGAUCGUGGAUGGUGGUUUUAUCACCUGCAGUAUUUAUUUUGCAAAAAAAGGGGGUGAAGAUGGAAAAAAGAAUCCCUCCGUUUGAUGUAAACGCACUUGGACUGGACAUAAUGGUGCCGAGACCCACCCAUUUCGUAAAUGGAAGUCAGAUUUACUUAUUAUGUCGCGCAAUAGUUAUCAUUCAAAAAGAGCUAACGUGGUAAAUACGAUUUUACGAUGUCAUUUACUCAGGUCUUGAAAAUUCUUAAAUUGGUUUGAUCCUGGAAUUUUGUUGUUGAAUUUUUAAAAAAAAAAAUAAUUAUUGCUGGAAAAUAGAGAAUGGUUUAAGGGUCCCCAUUUAAGAGGCAUAUGGUCACGGGCAGUGUGACUUGCGUUGCACAUGGCAUACGCAUCACUGUUUUUGGAUAGAAUGUUUAUGGAAUUGAGACCAGCUCAAUGUGUAACGUAAAUGCCAUUGAUUUCCUGGGGGUUUGUUCCUUUAAGAGAGAAAUUAAGAAAACAUUUAUGUUUGCAGGGGCCACAGGAGCCCCAAUAGGAGGGACGGAAAUUGGAUAUAUCCAACCAGCUCCACCUAAAAAUCAGCCCUGUACAAAUGUAGAGAUGGAGCAGGUUUACUGAUGCAUCAGUUGCUCAAACUUCAGUAGCAUAAUAGGCAUAGUUGUGUGUGCCAGAUGCAUCAGUCAAACCUGCUGUAACUUAUAUAUUGUAUGUAUAUUUUUCCAUCUUAUAUCACUAGAAAAAGCACAAAAAAGCAAAGGGAAAUUGUACCAGUGAUAUAAAAACAUUGUUCCUAAUUUUUAAUCUGUUCAAAAAAAGUCUCUGUUGUUGACCUACUUUUUGAAUGGAUUUUAAAAUUCUGACAUUUAAGGAUUAAUUCAGAUUCAAGAAGACAUAUUUGUUAAUUGCUGAGUAGAAUGUGCCUUUUAGAUACCUUUUUUUUUAACGGGAGUGUACCUUUAAAUACGGCUGUAGCUGUAUCCUGUAGCAUAGAGUCCCUGUCCAUGCUUGAGUAUUAAAUACUGAUAUCUGCUGAUCUUCCAUAUUUCUUAGCCAGUACCUGGGACGCCAUGUGAAACUGCCUCUAGCGCUGUCAUAUGCUAUUGAUAACGCUUCUCUUAAAAUCAAACAUUCUGACACCCUCCCAAAAAAAAAAGAAAUCACAUUAAUUUGAAAAUGAACUGGGUUCUGUCUGAAUUCUUUAAAGGAAAGCCUUGCAAUAAGUGGCUAAUGAAGAUGGAAAUAAGAGCAGCCACACUGCUAUAAUAUAAUUCACGUCUUUGUUAGGCUCCGGGGGAUUAAGCUACACCUGCCUUAUUUCCGAGGUGGUAAUUGGACCUGUGGAAUGAAAAUAGAAGCUCCUUGGCACAGUAAGGUGUGUGUUAUUGUAACUACUUCAAUACUGGAAGUUUUCGAUCUACAGCUGAUUGGGGUUUAAAGCUUUCUAAAACACUGUGCCCCCCCAAACCUGUUAUUUGCUCUGCAGUUAAUUUGAUGCUUGGGGGUAAUAAUGCUCUUAGGGCUCUAUAGGGAAGGAUUUAAUCUGUAACGAUAGCCAAGGUCCUUUUAAAGGCACAGUUUGACCAUGGCCCUUGUGGCAGGCAAGCUGCUAACUAUGCAGCCCUCAUUUAUUCUAUGAGGGCUGACAUGAAAAGAAUGAUUGUUCCAUAAACAACUAAAUUUGGCCAUAGACACACAGAUAAUAUCGUACAAAAUGAAUUUUCGUACGAUAUUCAGUGCGUGUAUGGUG
Xenopus laevis (African clawed frog) is the source of this 2992-nucleotide messenger RNA. RefSeq names its product G protein-coupled receptor 185 a S homeolog (gene gpr12.S). Gene Ontology annotation, molecular function: G protein-coupled receptor activity. The coding region runs from base 246 to 1226 and encodes 326 amino acids. Gene Ontology annotation, cellular component: plasma membrane; membrane. Gene Ontology annotation, biological process: signal transduction; G protein-coupled receptor signaling pathway. The record is from RefSeq and is a predicted model, not a curated record. The transcript has 2 exons. Lineage: Eukaryota; Metazoa; Chordata; Amphibia; Anura; Pipidae.